Messenger RNA from Ostrea edulis (European flat oyster), 2009 nucleotides. RefSeq lists its product as uncharacterized. Bases 215 to 1177 code for a protein of 320 amino acids. The transcript has 2 exons. The record is from RefSeq and is a predicted model, not a curated record. NCBI's taxonomy places the organism in Eukaryota, Metazoa, Mollusca, Bivalvia, Ostreida, Ostreidae.
CCCCACAAAGUAACGAUUUUCGAACUUACAAACCAAAACAUUCUUUUCAACCACAGCGGACGAGAUUUAAUCAACUCCAAUUAAGCGCCCAGUUCUUGCGAAAUAUUUAGCACUAUAUCCAAAUACCGAAGAUGCCCAAUUUUUGCUUAACGGUUUCUCUUUCGGAUUUUAUUUGAACUACUCGGGUCCUCGAGUUUACCUACAUCCGAAAAACAUGAAAUCAGCAAGCGAGCAUGCAAAUCAUUUAUUGACUAUUAUUGAAAAAGAAAUCGCAUUAGGACGUAUAGCUGGACCUUUUUCCAACCCCCCUUUCCCCAAUUUCCGUUGUAACCCUAUAGGCGUUUUGCCUAAGAAAGACGGGGGUUGGAGGUUAAUUUCAAAUCUAUCGGCACCUGUAGGUAUUAGCGUUAAUGAGCAUAUUGACCCCAUUUUGUGUUCAGUUCACUAUGCUUCAUUCGACCAGGCAAUUUCCUUAAUACAAACCUCGGGUAAAGGGGCGUUACUUUGCAAGAUAGACUUGUCUAGUGCAUUCAGACUUUUGCCAAUUCAUCCAUCAGAUUUUGCUUUAUUAGGCAUGUGUAUUCGAGACCAAUAUUACUUUGAUAUGUGUAUGCCGUUUGGGUGUGCCAUCGCUUGUUCAACAUUCGAAAAAUUUUCAUCAUUCCUCCAUUGGCUAGUAGGCCGAAAGGCACUCAAUCAAAAUCUCAUCCAUUACCUUGACGAUUUCUUGUUCGUUGGUAAACAAAAUACUUCACAAUGUUUAGAUAUUGCUAAUAAUUUUCAGGCAACUUGUGAGGAAUUAGGCGUUCCAAUAAACCAUAAAAAAACACAAGGCCCGACCACACGAUUAUGUUUUUUAGGUCUGGGAAUCGAUACGGUAGCACAGACCAUUUUUAUACCAGACAAUAAGAUUCAAGAACUUCAGUCCAAACUUCAUGCGUUAGUCGCUUUAAAAAAGGUUACCCUUAAAGAAAUGCAAUCAUUAUGCGGCUCCCUCAAUUUCUUUGCUAAAGCCAUUCCAGGCAGCAGGGCAUUUAACCGCAGAUUCUAUAACUCCACCAUUGGCAUACGGAAACUUUACUUUCUAAUCAAAGUUACACAAGCAAUCAGAGACUCUUUACCGAUAGUUGCGGAUCCUACGGCGGAGGUGCAAUUUUUCAGAAUCAUUGGGCAGUAAUUUCCUGGCCAUCUUCAUGGGUGGGAAAAAUUCAGGGCCCUCGCUCCACAUGCAGACAAGAAUCCAGCCCUCAUACCUCCGGCAUUAUUGACUCUUUUAGACCUCAAGUAGAUUGUUUGCUUGAAAAAAAAAUAGCAAAAAACACAGCAUCAACUUAUCAAAAAGCCCUAAACUCUUUUCUGAACUUUCGUAUCAAAUAUAAAUUGCAGUUAUGUUGGCCCCCACCAGUUGACCAGUUUAUUAACUAUAUUGCUUUCUUGAGUGCCAACAAAGUAUCGUUUUCAACGACUAGGUGUUACCUAAGUGGCAUUAGUUACAAAAUUCAGUUAGAGGGCGGUAUUGACAAUACUAGGGCAUUCAUAGUAAGGAAAAUGCUAGAGGGAUUCCAUAGGCUGAACCCAGUAAAGGAUACCCGUUCCCCUAUCACUCUUCGUAUACUGAACCAGUUAAUACCUAUCCUGCCUGUAGUUUGUUCAAGCUCAUACGAAGCCACUAUGUUUUCCACCGCUUUUCAGUUGGCAUUUUUUGCAUUGUUGCGGGUUGGCGAAAUUACCUUCACUCCACUCCUACACUGUUGUACAAUGACGUAUCAAUAGGCGAUGAACAUAUUUCGUUGUUUAUAACUGGUUCAAAAACGGAUCAAUACAAUAAGGGUUCUACUUUGCACAUUCCACUGAACUCCCAAACAGAUUCAUUGUUCAAGCACUUGCACAACUUUUUGUCCAUUAGACCCCAAUCACGUGGCCCAUUUUUCUGCCACCUUAACGCCAAACCGCUCACUAGAUAUCAAUUUACAUCAUUAUUGCACAGGUCUAUUGAAUUUAUCGGUUUA